GGUCAAAUUGGGGAUAGUCCAUUGCAGGGUCAUAUGAUCGUUUUCACGGAUGCAACUUCUGGGCGUGUAUUCCCUGAUUUUGAUCGAGAUGUUGGUAUGAGCUGUUCCUUUGUCUUUGGUAAUUUCCGUGGUCGUCCAGAGACUGAUAGUGUGCUAGAGAUGAUAAAUAGCACUCAAACAAAAAUAUAUUAUGUUCCAAUAGGAGAUGACAAAAAUAAUUCUAUUUUAGAAGAAGCAGUAAGGCAGACACAUGGUAAAGUUAUACAAACCAAUCAAAUGUAUCGUUUAAUCAGAAUGACUCAAGUAAUGGCUGUGGCAUCACAUAUUGCUUCAGAAAUAAGGAAUGUUCCAAGUAAACAGACCAGGGAGGUCAUCCAAUGGAAAAUCAGAGAGACAUUAAGUCAUGACGAUAAGCAUGAUGACUGCUUAGAUAUGGUUAUGGAUUUAAUCAACCCUCUUAGUCAUGAAAACGCAAAAGGAAUGUUUUUGGAACUUAACUUAAGUACCUUAAAACUUGGCGAUAGGGUUCGUCGAGGACCUGAUUGGUCAUUUGGUGAUCAGGAUCGUAAUCUUCCUGGAACAGUGGUCGGUCUAAACGAAGGUGGUACAAUUUGGGUAGAAUGGGACCAUGGCGAUAAAAAUGUAUAUGCGUAUGAUGAACAAAGACAUCAUUAUAAAAUUAUGAAAGUGAAUGAACCUAGAGUUCUUGUUGAUGAGAUUAUCGCCGUUGGUUGUAGAGUUGUUAGAGGGCAAGAUUGGGAGUUUGGCGAUGCCGAUGGUGGAUCAGGUAGUAUAGGGACUGUUUUAGAUGUAAGAGGGAAUGGAAACGUUGUGGUAAGAUGGGACUGUAAAAGAACAUGUCUGUAUAAGAUGGGCAAUAAUGGGCGAUUUGAAAUUCGGUUACAAGAUGACAAAUCCCAAACAAGUCGACCGACCACGGCCCGAAUGCCAGAACGUCGGCCUGCUAGACGUCGAUCAAUGUCAGACGAGGAAGAUGAAUAUGUACCUGAUGUCGCAACUACAUCUACAAAACAUGCCAGCGACUACGUCAUUCCAAUAUAUUCAGAUUCAACAGUAAGUGCUAUUUGGGAGUAUCAAGACGGUUCUAAUUGGAGGAAGUAUGCUGAUGAAAUCAAUGUAAAAAUUGAAAGGGCUUAUCAGAGGAAACAAAGGAAAACCAUCAUCGAAAUGGACCGUACAACGUAUGAAGUAAAUUUUUCUGAAAUGGAACAAGAAAAUCCACAAAAUAAAACAAAAGUAACAGUAAGAAGACGAGAUCAAUUGAUGGUGACUACAAAAAUCCGUGUAAAACUAGGCUUUGGAAUAAAGACAAACUGGAACCACUUCAUCUGA
Mytilus trossulus (common blue mussel) is the source of this 1353-nucleotide messenger RNA. RefSeq lists its product as uncharacterized. The record is from RefSeq and is a predicted model, not a curated record. Bases 34 to 1353 code for a protein of 439 amino acids. Gene Ontology annotation, biological process: protein ubiquitination. The transcript has 12 exons. NCBI's taxonomy places the organism in Eukaryota, Metazoa, Mollusca, Bivalvia, Mytilida, Mytilidae. Gene Ontology annotation, cellular component: cytoplasm. Gene Ontology annotation, molecular function: zinc ion binding; ubiquitin-protein transferase activity.